AGAGUGAGUGAGAGAGAGGAAGUCUGUAAGAUGCACUUUGACAUUAGUCAAGAAUAGACUGCUACAAUGUCAGCGAUAACCCGCUGCUCUGUGGUCCACAAUGUGACUGAUGGUAAAGACUGAGCCACUGGGACCUGUGUGUUUGUAAUAAACGAAGAUCAUCAAGGACCAUGGCAUACAGUGUCAACAUGCAUCCAUCAGAUUCUGACUCUGAGUCUGACUUUGAGGAUAUGGGAGAAAUCAAACCAGCUCAGGACUCCUUCAAGCUUUUUGGAGACCCAACAUCCAGCACCCAGAGGUGUCCUGAGACCCUACAGAUGGACGUUUUUAGGGAAUGCACAGGCACAAAUACAGAACAUCUGCCAUUUAAUGCAAACAUCCAUAUGAGAGACAAGACCCUCGACAGGGAGCAGAAGAACCCUCUGCAGAGGCAUAACUGGUCGGCUGCUACCUUAAAGGUCCUCUCCUCCAUGCCCAGUCGCACUGCUGGGAUAAAGAGCACUGCAGUAAUUCCCCAGCAUGCCAGAGACUCCUCUCAGCAACACCGACACCAGGCCGUCUCCCAUGAUUCACCUCAGCCCUCCAGACCAAUCCAGGAGGACCUGAUCCAGGCAGAAACAGAGGAAAUCAGUUCUGAAGAAAACAAGAAGGAGCGGUUAGUGUCCAACCUCAGAGGCCUCUCAGUGAGCGAGGGCAUGCGUAAGCUGCGAGGCACGUCGCUCAGUCUGGCAGAUAAGAUGGAAGUCAGGCGACUUGCUUUUAGGGACGUAGCUGAGAGUUCACUCAUCAGCAGAAAUAUUCCAUGCUACAGUCGUCUCAGAGUGUACAUAUCGAGGACUUGGCGUAGCUUCCUGUUCAGCUGCCUCCCCGUCCUCGCUUCGCUCCAGUUGUGGCAUUCGUCCAUGAAGAGACUGAGUGGGCGUUUUGGAACCGGGGUGCUUUCCUACUUCCUGUUUCUCCGGACCCUCCUGCUCUUUAACUUCCUCCUCUUCGUCAUCAACGGCCUGUUCCUGGUCUUCCCUCAAGCCAUCAACCCUCCUCCUCCUCCUCCUCAUGACUCUAAUCUCACUUUCACCGGCCUUGAGCUUCUCACAGGCACCGGCUACCUCUCUCAGAGUGUGAUGUUUUACGGCUACUACACCAACACCAUCCUCAAAACCUGCCGAGCUGCUAACUCCACUGCUGAUCUGCCGCUCUGUGAUCCAGACAAGCCCAUUAUUGUUCCAUACAGCAUAUCUACAGCCUACUUCUCUACCAUCGCCAUCGCCUUUUUCAUUAUCUGCAUCAUCCUCGUCUACAGCAUGUCCAAGUCAUUCGGGAGAAGUUUUCAAGUCCUCAAGUCUAACGGGAAUUUGGCGGUAAAGGUUUUCUGCUCCUGGGACUUUAAAGUCAGCAAGAAGACAUCUGUCAGACUGCAGGCUGAGAAAAUCAGCACUCAGCUCAAAGAGCUGCUGUCUGAAAUGAUCCGCGAAAAAGAUGAGAAGAGCUGCCUGCAGCGCCUCUGUCGCCUCAUGGUGCACCUGUUGGCGUGGUCUAUAUGUCUGCUAUGCAUCUCAGCGGGCGCGGUGGCGGUCCACUACCUGUCAGAGGAAACCAUCGAACAGAGUUCCUUUAGUGAAAGCGAGCUGCUGCUUCUGUCUGCAGUGGUGUCGGGCAUUAACCUGUUGCUCCCUGGCAUCUUCAACCUGUGUGCAUGGAUAGAGAAUCAUGACUCACCCAGUGUUUGCGUCUAUGUCUCCAUCUUCAGGAACCUGUUAUUGAAGGUCAGUAUCGUCGGAGUGCUGUGUUUCCGCUGGCUGGGGAGAAUUGCAGUGGAACCAGAAAGUCGUGGUUUACAGUGUUGGGAGAGCUUUGUGGGGCAAGAACUGUAUCGCUUGCUGCUGAUGGACUUUGUCUUCACGGUGCUCUACACUUUUCUGGGAGAGUUCCUGUGGAGACUUUUUUCCAAGCGAGUGCUGAAAAGGAACAGGAUGCCGGUGUUUGACAUCGCUCGAAAUGUGCUCGAACUCAUAUAUGGACAAACCCUGACUUGGCUCGGGGUGCUGUUUGCUCCGCUGCUUCCUGCCGUCCAGAUCAUAAAACUGUUUGUGCUAUUUUACAUGAAGAAGAGCAGUCUGAUGCUCAACUGUCAGGCGUCCAAGAAGCCCUGGAGGGCCAGUCAGAUGACGACACUAUUCGUCUUUCUUUUGUGUUUCCCCUCAUUUCUUGGAGCUGCCGUGUCUGUCACUUACACAAUCUGGACGAUUAAACCGUCGUCAGGCUGCGGGCCUUUCAGGAACCUCACCACGAUGUUUCAGUCAGGGCAGCUGUGGGCUCAGGAGCUGGAGGAAGCACACCCCGUCCUGUCCUGGCUCAGCUGGGCCUACGACUCUCUGCUGGAGAACCCGCUGUUCUUAUUCCUCGCCACCGGAGUCUUUCUAAUGGUGAUAUAUGUUCACACUCAAGUUGUUGAUGGCCAAAGGAGGAUCAUCAGCCGAUUAGAAAAGCAAAUUGAAAAUGAAGGUAAAGACAAAAAGUUCCUCAUCACCAGUUUGCAAGCCAUUUAUGAACGGAGCAAUCUUGUUUCCCCUCAUAGAUAAGUUUGUGGCAGAGCAGCAUUGACAACAUACUGCAGCAGCGGAAAGCUCUAAUCUCUUCAGUGACGAGCAUUUCACUCUGGUUGGUGGUUGUCAACAUCAUCUGGGCAGCAAGAAUGUCACAACAACAAAGAGAGC
Messenger RNA from Centropristis striata (black sea bass), 2714 nucleotides. RefSeq names its product transmembrane channel-like protein 6 (gene tmc6a). The transcript is spliced from 19 exons. The record is from RefSeq and is a predicted model, not a curated record. Gene Ontology annotation, molecular function: mechanosensitive monoatomic ion channel activity. Gene Ontology annotation, cellular component: plasma membrane. NCBI's taxonomy places the organism in Eukaryota, Metazoa, Chordata, Actinopteri, Perciformes, Serranidae. Bases 171 to 2579 code for a protein of 802 amino acids.